This is a messenger RNA of Chenopodium quinoa (quinoa), 1124 nucleotides long. Its product is annotated as phosphoglycolate phosphatase 2-like. NCBI's taxonomy places the organism in Eukaryota, Viridiplantae, Streptophyta, Magnoliopsida, Caryophyllales, Amaranthaceae. Bases 215 to 1078 code for a protein of 287 amino acids. The transcript has 10 exons. Gene Ontology annotation, molecular function: phosphatase activity. The record is from RefSeq and is a predicted model, not a curated record.
AGAGAGUAGACGGAAGAGAGAAGAUGAGAGUGUGUGAGUUUUUUUGUUUUUUUUACAUAUAAGGGCAAAAGUGUCAAUUCAACUAAAAUUUGCGGGCUUUAUGUAGAGAUUUGCGAGCGAUGUUUAGCAACUCCAAAAUCAUUGUAGAAUAAAUAAAAGAUAACAAGGAGGAUGAAAAAUAAAUAAAAAAAAAUCUGAAAAGACAGAGCAAGAAAUGAACAGCAGCAGCGCAGAGGUUCUGAAUGGCGAAAAUGGCGCAAGUCUAUUAAACUCAGUGGACGCUUUCCUAUUUGAUUGCGAUGGUGUAAUAUGGAAAGGUGACAAGCUCAUUGAUGGCGUUUCUGAGACGCUUCAAUUUUUACUUUUUACUUAUUCGAAUUUUGAACCACUACUCUUCAAGUUAACACGAGUGCUUCGGGAUGAGAUAUUCAGCUCCUCAUUCGCAGCUGCUAUGUACUUGAAAUCCAUACAAUUUCCUCCCAAUAAAAAGGUUUAUGUUAUUGGUGGAGAAGGCAUUGUAGAGGAGCUGCACCUUGCCGGCUUUACAUCCCUUGGUGGCCCUGAAGAUGCUAAUAAGAAAAUUGAACUCAAACAAAAUCUGUUUUUUCACCAUGACAAGACUGUAGGAGCUGUUGUGGUUGGAUUGGAUCAGUAUAUUAACUUUUACAAGCUCCAGUAUGCAACACUUUGCAUUCGUGAGAAUCCAGGAUGCCUAUUUAUUGCUACCAACCGUGAUGCUGUGGGACAUAUGACUGAUUUACAAGAAUGGCCCGGUGCUGGAUGUAUGGUUGCUGCUGUAUGUGGCACAACUCAGAAAGAGCCCGUUGUGGUCGGAAAGCCAUCAACAUUCAUGAUGGACUUCUUAUUAAAGAAAUUCAAUGUUGACACCUCCAGAAUGUGCAUGGUGGGUGAUAGAUUGGAUACUGAUAUUCUAUUUGGACAGAGUGCUGGCUGCAAAACACUCCUUGUUCUCUCCGGUGUGACAACACUGCCUGCUCUUCAGGACUCAGCAAACAACAUCGUGCCAGAUUACUACACAGACAAGGUGUCUGACUUGCUACAACUAUUGGGACCGUAAUUAUGUUACAUUUCAGUGACCAGUGGACCUACACCUCCCAGCCCAU